Messenger RNA from Plasmodium cynomolgi strain B, 1821 nucleotides. RefSeq names its product glucosamine--fructose-6-phosphate aminotransferase. Gene Ontology annotation, biological process: UDP-N-acetylglucosamine metabolic process; fructose 6-phosphate metabolic process; carbohydrate derivative biosynthetic process. The record is from RefSeq and is a predicted model, not a curated record. The transcript has 2 exons. The coding region runs from base 1 to 1821 and encodes 606 amino acids. Gene Ontology annotation, molecular function: L-glutamine:D-fructose-6-phosphate transaminase (isomerizing) activity; carbohydrate derivative binding. Lineage: Eukaryota; Apicomplexa; Aconoidasida; Haemosporida; Plasmodiidae.
AUGGGAAACGAAAUAGCUAGCUGUUGUGGAAUCAUGGCAUACCUAGGCAACAGAGACGCUUCGAAAAUAUUGUUUGACGGCAUAGAGGUGUUGCAAAAUAGGGGGUAUGACUCCUGUGGUAUGUCUACAAUCAGCCGCACCAAUGGGACACUAAAGACGACUAAGUAUGCUAGCAGCUCAACGAGUGACGCUAUAGAAAAGUUGAGAGGAAACUACUCAGCUAGUCACAAAAAUGAUAAAAUCGGAAUUGCGCACACGAGGUGGGCAACACAUGGGUGCAAAGUAGAUGAAAAUGCGCACCCACAUAUGGAUUACAACGAACGGAUCAGCAUCGUUCACAACGGUAUUAUCGAAAAUUACAGAGAGUUGAAGACCUUCCUUUUGGGGAAGAAAAUCCCCUUUAAGUCAAAUACAGACACGGAGGUGGUAGCAAACCUGAUAGGUUAUUUUCUAGACCAGAAGGAGAGCUUCCAAAACGCAGUGCUGUCUGCAAUUAGGCAGUUGGAAGGUACAUGGAGCUUCUGUAUAAUACAUAAGGAUCACCCUGACGAAAUGAUCCUUGCAGCAAAUGGAUCUCCGUUACACAUUGGGUUUAAAGAUAAUGAAAUUUUUGUCGCCUCAGAGCACUCAGCUCUAUUCCUCUUUACAAAUGAGUAUAUCUCUUUAAAAAACGGAGAAAUUUUAUCAAUAAAUAAGGAAAAAAUACAUGAUCUAAAAAUGGAGAAAAAAGUUGAAAGCAUACCAGCAGUUGUAAUACAGAAAACACCACACCCUUUCCCUCAUUGGACACUUAAAGAGAUACAUGAACAAUCACUUACAUUAUCCAAGACGUUAAAUAAUGGAGGUAGAUUUAGCAUCCUAAAUAGCUCCGUUAAAUUAGGUGGUCUAGAUCCCUAUGUGGAUGAAUUGUCCAAAAUUGAAAAUAUCAUUUUAGUCGGUUGUGGUACGUCAUAUUAUGCUGCACUUUUUGCAAAAUAUGUAAUGCACUACUUGAAUUGCUUUAACACGGUGCAAGUCAUGGAUCCUACGGAUUUCAACGUUUCUGUAAUCCCUAAGGAAAAAGAAGGAGUAAUUUUUAUUUCACAAAGUGGAGAAACUAGAGACGUAAUUAAAGCCUGUAAAUUAGCUGAUGAUUUAAAUUUGAAAAAAUUAUCCGUUGUUAACUCUGUUGGGUCUACUAUUGCUAAUAUGACAGGACGAGAAGUUUCAGUCCUUACCUUAAUAGCUAUCUGGUUUUUUCAAAACAAAGAAGGAACAUACCAUUCUUCUCACUCCAAAGUAAGCUCCUUAAUCAACUCCAUGCAUAGACUACCUCUCUACGCUGGUACAACAGUAAAAUCUUGUGAAGCUAAAUGCAAAAUGUUGGCUAAUAAACUCACUAAUGCCAAAUCGAUGCUCAUUGUUGGGAACGGAUUAAGCUACCCAAUAGCUUUAGAAGGGGCCCUAAAAAUUAAAGAACUGACAUAUAUUCACUGCGAAGGCUUUACUGGGAGUGCUUUAAAACACGGACCUUAUGCUCUCCUCGGUGGAGAAGAAAACAUGCCUGUUAUUAUGCUAGUCUUUAAUGAUUCUUCCAAAAAUGUUAUGAUUAAUACGGGUGAGCAGAUUAAGUCUAGGGGGGCGCAUAUCAUUUGCUUGACGGAUGACGAAGACCUGUGCAAGCACUUUGCAGAUGACAUAAUUUUGAUCCCGAACAAUGGGCUGCUCACUCCCCUGCUGGCCGUCAUCCCCCUGCAGAUGCUCGCCUACUACACCUCCGUCGCGCGCGGCAACAACCCCGACCGCCCGCGCUGCCUCGCCAAGACGGUCACCGUUUCGUAG